AUGCAGUCGGCAUCGCCAAACCAAGCUUCGCUGGCGCCCCUCGCCCUCGCCAGCUACCGCAGUACCUUCUCCCACGAGCUUGCAGCAGGGCGACGCCGCCAAAUCGUCCUGCCCCAAGCGUUCCUCACCACGCUCAUCCUGCCCGUCGUCUGGCUCGCCAUCCCCCACCACGGCCGGUCUUGGCGCCAUCGCUCGCGGUGGCUGCUGUUCGCCGUCGCCCUCUUCGCCAACUGCGAGCAGGCGGCGCGGGCGUCGAGCAACAACGUCGCGUGGGCGGUCAUCUCGGGGCUCGUGUCGGCGUACGGAACCAUGCUGUGUCUGCAGCACAUGAUACUGACCAACCCACAGCGCGAUGCUGCCAGGAUCAUAAAGGUUCCGCGCAGAAAGGCCCAGGAGGUGGCUUCAACAGGUCUCGGCGAGCCGCCACAACCCGCGGCGGCGGCCGCGACAAGCUCCGGCCUCCAACUACCAAGGGAAGCACCGCGCAGCCGAACAACGCAGCGAUUUGUCGGCAGCUCAGAGAUUGGAGGGGAUUUUUGCUACGUUUGGCAGCGCUUUCCGUCCGAAGCCCCUUUUCUUGACAGGCUCGGCUGGGCCGCAGAUCUUGUCCUCAGCUUCCGUGGGGCUGGUUGGAGCAGCUCAAUCUCCGUGAUCCCCAGACCAUCUGCGCCGAGCAACAUCAGAGACGGACAGCUGGUCGAAGUGGCCUCAAUUCCGUCAGUCACCAACUACGGGUUCGAAUACAUACAGCCUCCCGCAGAUUUCCUGUGGCAUCGCCUCAAGCUGUUGGCUGGAUCAUGUCUCAUGCUGGAUUUCCUCGGCACCUUCAUGAUAAAGGAUCCGUACUUUGUCUUUGGUCGUGAAAGCAUCUCUGUACGGCGUGCUGGCAAUAUUUUGUUCACACUCUUUUGGCUUUACGCCACUGCACCGCUGUUCAACGACGACAUGGCGGACAUGGGACUCUGGCUGCUUGAGCCUAUGCCUUUCUCUAUCUUUAGAGCCUUGGGGUUCGGCUUCCCGGGAGACGCAGUCUGGCGCUGGGACAGCACGUAUCUCUUCCGAUGGCAUUCGGGGCGCCAUUGGUGGCAAAGCGGCCUCGCCAUUUAG
Messenger RNA from Cordyceps fumosorosea ARSEF 2679, 1107 nucleotides. RefSeq lists its product as hypothetical. The record is from RefSeq and is a predicted model, not a curated record. Bases 1 to 1107 code for a protein of 368 amino acids. NCBI's taxonomy places the organism in Eukaryota, Fungi, Ascomycota, Sordariomycetes, Hypocreales, Cordycipitaceae. The transcript has 2 exons.